AUGGCAGUUAUCUUUGUUAUUUUCGCAAUUUGCUGCAUUAACUUUGAUUCUGUUACUGGUAGUGAUGAUAAGAUUUCUAGACUUGAGAAGCUUAUUGAAGCACAGAAUGUCAUGAUUCUUGGAUUUAAGAAAGAAUUUGAUGUGUUCAAAGACACCGUUAGGACUCAAAAUAUCAAAAUUGAUAGCUUGGAAAAUCAAUUGCAAAACUGUAAGGCUUGUUUUGAUCGCAAGGGUUCCAACACAAGUGGUGCACUGCUGUCUCACCAAAUCCUACAAUCUUGGAAUAAAAUGAAUGUCGAGACGCAUAAAGACAAAGUGAGUGUUUCAAACAACAGACUGCAAAAAGAUUUAGGACGAGAUAGCAGAUUACUGAUGUCCACAUCUAACAGUAAUUCUCCGUCGGUUAUCGCAUUUCACGCAUACCUUUCAAAACAUGAAGUAGACCCUGGACACCAUCAUACCAUAAUCUUCGAUUAUGUUCUCGUAAAUUCUGGGAAUGGCUACAAUAAUCACUCAGGAACAUUCAUUGCUCCGGAAAACGGAAUUUAUGUUUUUGCUUUUACCGUCGUUGGGUUCGCAGGAAGUAGAAUGCCAGUUCAGUUGGUGGUAAACAGUAACAUUGUUGGAUCUACUGCUGCAGAUAGUCAAUCAGAUACUCCAUACCCACCAGCUUCAUCUAUAGUUGUUGUUCAUUUAAACCAGUAUGACACAUGUUUUCUAAGAACUACACCAAAUACCGGUAAUGUUGUUGGAAAUUUGUAUAGCAGCGAAUGGUCUAGAUCAUCCUUUUCUGCAUGGAAACUUUGA
Molecule: messenger RNA, 807 nt
Organism: Mytilus trossulus (common blue mussel)
Lineage: Eukaryota; Metazoa; Mollusca; Bivalvia; Mytilida; Mytilidae
Exons: 2
Coding region: 1-807 (268 amino acids)
Molecular function (GO): protein binding
Source: RefSeq, a predicted model, not a curated record